Messenger RNA from Rhagoletis zephyria (snowberry fruit fly), 1006 nucleotides. Its product is annotated as cell wall integrity and stress response component 3-like. The record is from RefSeq and is a predicted model, not a curated record. Lineage: Eukaryota; Metazoa; Arthropoda; Insecta; Diptera; Tephritidae.
CAGCCAACACCUUCAAUGUCAACUCAAACAGUCAUAAACCGAGCAGCGGAGCUGGUCAUAAGUGGGCCACCACUUUCGUCACCGUCUAUCCAGUGGAUGAUCAUCAGACUGGAGCUGGCAAUGGCAACGGCAGCGGCAGCAGUCGAUUGCCCUCUUCAUCGACAAGUGCGACUUUUGCAACUUUGUCGACCACUACUAUCUCCACCACGACUGAAAGUAGUUCACCAAAGCAAAGGUUACCGGUGAAAGUGAGCAGUGUUAGUAGUACAACGACGACGACAACGACCACCACCACUACAACUAAAGCUCCAAAGAUAACAAAGGCCACUGUGAAAAGUACGACCAGUACAACGACGACAACAACAACAACAACAACUCGAAAACCGAGUACAACUUCAACCACCACAACAACCACAACAACAACUAAAAAACCCCCCACAACUUCCUCCUCCCCAAUUGUCACCCCCAAAAUUCCCUUAACUGAAUUUCAGCUGGAAGCAGCAUCAGGAACCCUCCGACCUUCCAUUCCCCCGAACCAUCCCUCAGCACCAGCAAAUGAAUUUCUGCUCGACGAUGAAUUCCUCCUCUACUCCUCAACGGUAGAUGGAGACGGCGGCGUAGGGAGCGACGGCUCGGCGCUCAAUUCCUCCGGCGCCUCAAAACGAAUCGCCAAAAAGUUGCUGCUGCAGCUCAACAAUAAGCUGCUCAACAAAGUCGAGGAAAAGGAGGAAAAAGAGAAAGACGAAGCAGUGGACCUUGACCUUCUAGACAAAAGUCCAGAGCAGGAUGAACUCCCAACCACCAAAGAACCGUCUGUGAUCAGCAGCAGCAGCAGCAGCACUGGCAGCAACAUUUCCCUCGAGGAAGAUCUCAUCAACUACAUCAACGCCGUUACCACCACUACCCAACUUCCAGACGACCCAGUGACUACAGAAUCCCCAACAACUACAACCUCAAACAACCCAACCUCAACCCAAACUCCCUGUCCAAAUCAGACCGACUUCAG